AUGGGAAGCCUCAUGCUGUUGAAUGUGAAUGCAAAUUCAUCUUUAUCAAUGAGGAAGCAGGCUCAGGGAUGGGGACUGGCUCAUGGUCCUUUUCUUGGUUUUCCAGAGGAUUUUGUGAUUCAGGCAAAGGCUGACUGUUACUUCACCAAUGGGACAGAAAAGGUGCAGUUUGUUGUUAGAUUCAUCUUUAACUUGGAGGAGUAUGCACAUUUCGACAGUGAUGUGGGGAUGUUUGUGGCGUUGACGGAGCUGGGGAAACCCGAUGUUGAGCAGUGGAACAAUCGGAUGGAUUUAUUGGAGAGGAGCAGAGCUGCUGUGGACACACUCUGCAGACAUAACUACAAACUUGGUGCACCCUUCACAGUGGCGAGAAAAGUGCAACCAGAGGUGAUGGUGUAUCUGGAGAGGACCCCAUCCCUACAUCACCCCAAUUUGCUGCUCUGCUCUGUGACAAAUUUCUAUCCAGGGGACAUCAAGGUCAAGUGGUUCCGGAAUGGGGAGGAGGAGAGAGCUGGGAUUGUGUCAACAGGCCUUAUCAGGAACGGAGAUUGGACUUUUCAGACUGUGGUGAUGCUGGAAAUGACUCUUGAACUUGGAGAUGUCUACACCUGCCUUGUUGACCACCCAAGCCUGCUCAUUCCUGUUUCUGUGGAGUGGAGAGCGCAAUCUGAAUACUCAUGGAGGAAGAUACUAAGUGGAGCUGGAGGCUUCCUGUUUGGGAUAAUCUUCCUUGUGGUGGGGAUUGUCGUCCAUCUCAGGGCUCAGAAAGGAUAUAUGGAGUCUCAGUUGUCUGAUGAUGAGGUCUCAAGAAGUAUUCUCCCACCGCAGCCAUGA
Molecule: messenger RNA, 834 nt
Organism: Orycteropus afer afer
Lineage: Eukaryota; Metazoa; Chordata; Mammalia; Tubulidentata; Orycteropodidae
Product: HLA class II histocompatibility antigen, DO beta chain
Exons: 6
Coding region: 1-834 (277 amino acids)
Biological process (GO): immunoglobulin production involved in immunoglobulin-mediated immune response; peptide antigen assembly with MHC class II protein complex; immune response
Cellular component (GO): MHC class II protein complex; membrane
Molecular function (GO): MHC class II protein complex binding
Source: RefSeq, a predicted model, not a curated record